Messenger RNA from Myiozetetes cayanensis, 544 nucleotides. RefSeq names its product 1-phosphatidylinositol 4,5-bisphosphate phosphodiesterase beta-3-like. The transcript is spliced from 6 exons. Lineage: Eukaryota; Metazoa; Chordata; Aves; Passeriformes; Tyrannidae. The record is from RefSeq and is a predicted model, not a curated record. The annotation marks the transcript as partial.
AUGGAUCAACCUCACCUUCCUCAACUCGUGGCCGUCCAGGACGACGUGGCCAAGGGGUCCCCAGGUGUGGACGAGACGAGGCUGUUCCAGCUGGCCAUGAACAUCCUGGCCAGGAACAGCUCCAGGAACACCUACCUGAGGAAGGCGUACACGAAGCUGACCCUGCAGGUGAACCAGGAGGAAAGAUCCCGGUUAAGAACAUCCUCAAGAUGUUCUCGGCCGACAAAGAAGAGGGUGGAGACGGCGCUGGAGUCGUGCGGGCUCAGCUGCACCAGGGGCGAGGCCAUUCCCCCCGAAAUGUUCCCAUUGGAGACGUUCCGGCGCUUCCUGAGCAAGCUCUGCCUGCGGCCCGACCUGGACAAGAUCCUGCUGGAGAUGGGGCUGGCAGGGAAGCCCUACCUGAGCCGGGAGCAGCUCCGGGACUUCAUCAACACCCGGCAGAGGGACCCGCGGCUCAACGAGGUUCUGUUCCCACCCCUGAGCCCCGAGCAGGCCCAGACCCUGAUCGAGCGCUACGAGCCCAACCCCUGCUUCAGGGACAGGG